AUGAGCAGCAACAUAUAUACUUUAACCUAAACUGUAUAGUAACCUGCUUAAACAGUUAUUUUUUUGAAGGAUCAAGACCCUAUAGAAGAAGAAUAAAAGAUAUAGGAAACAGAUAAAAAGAAAAAAAAGCCCACUAGGAAAAUUUAAUGGCAAGAAGAUACAAUCGAUAAUGAACAUUUAGGUCGUUUGAAAUCUAAUGUUUGUUGCAUUUAUCAUAAACCUAAAGAUGCUGAAAAUCCUAGCAGUGGAACUUGUACAAGUGAUGAUGAUGGUAAUGCACUUGAUAGAGAUAGAAUAACUAAAAAAAGACACAAAAAGAAAUGCUCUAAAUUUGAAUAAUAAAAAGAAGAAGGAGAUAUAAAUCAAGGAAGUGGUGGCUGCGGUCAUCACCAUCACCAUCAUCACAAUCAUAGCAAUGGAAAUGAUUAAAACCAUCAGCAUUGA
Messenger RNA from Tetrahymena thermophila SB210, 444 nucleotides. RefSeq names its product protein phosphatase inhibitor protein. Gene Ontology annotation, cellular component: nucleus. Gene Ontology annotation, molecular function: protein serine/threonine phosphatase inhibitor activity; protein phosphatase 1 binding. The record is from RefSeq and is a predicted model, not a curated record. NCBI's taxonomy places the organism in Eukaryota, Ciliophora, Oligohymenophorea, Hymenostomatida, Tetrahymenidae. The transcript is spliced from 2 exons.